AUGCGAAUGCUCACGCGAUCCGCAUCUGCAACUGAUUCCGCCUUGGAGCUUCAGAGUUGCAAGGCCAAAAUCAAGGUCUGUAGUAAGGCCAGUGACUGGCAAGGCUCACUGAGCCUACUCGACAGGUUCAGAAAGGGUUUGGGACAAGCGGACGGCAUCAUCUAUGGCUCUGCCAUUCAUGCUGCCGCGAGCUGUGCUGCAUGGUCCUUGCUGCUUUCAAUUCUGUUGGAGAUGCUUGGGUCUGAGUUGGUGCCGCAAGUGAUCAGCUUUAAUAGCAUCUUGACUUCAUGCGAUCGGGGCAGCGGUUGGCCCCAUGCCCUCGAUGCCUUUGCCCACAUGUCAAGGCUACGGGUGGAGGCAAAUGUGGUCACGUUCAACGCCUGCUUGCAUGCAGGCGAGAAAGACUCUUGUUGGCCCGGGUCGCUUGCGUCACUGCUCAGCAUGGGCAGCCGGCGUAUCUGUCCAGAUGCCAUCAGCUACAGUACUUGCAUAGGCUGCUGUGGCGAAUCGGAGGAAUGGUCCAUCGCUUUGGGCCUCUUGGUGUGCAUGGAAAGAGGCCAAGUAUCUGGCAAUGUGGUCAGCGUAAGCAGCUGCAUCAGUGCGUGUGCUGGCAGCAGCCAGUGGCAGGCCGCGCUGGCACUUCUGUUGCAGAUGAGUGACUCUGGGGUUGUUCCAAACGUAGUCAGCUACAGCAGUUGCUUGAGUUCCUUAGAAAAAGCUGGAGAAUGGGAGAGAGCAAUACACCUGCUGGAGAUGAUGUCUAAGCUGGAGGUAGAGCCCAACAUCAUAACUCUGAGCAGCUGCAUCAGCGCAUGUGAAAAGGCAGGAGAGUGGCAGAAGAGCCUUCAGCUCCUGAACAGCCUGGAAUCGCGCAGGAUUCUGCCCAAUGUGCAGACAUGCAAUGCAGCCAUUUGUGCCUGUGCACGAGCUGGUCUACUGUCUUCUUGCCAACAUAUAAUGGGCCAAAUGACAAGCGCGAAUCUGUCACCGAGUGCCAUAAGCUACAGCAAUUGCAUCAACGCAUGUGAAGCGGGCGGUGUCUGGCAUGUGGCCUUACAUUUCCUCGCAGACAUGGCAGUGUUAGGGAUUCUGCCGAAUGUGGUCGCACAUAGCUCCUGCAUGAGUGUGUGUGAGAAAGCUGGAAACUGGGGCCUGGCCCUCAAGCUUUUCUUUGAAACGGGCAGACAUGGCGGAGUUUCGGCCAACUGCUUUUCUUGCAACACAGCAAUCAGUGCCUGCGAGAAGGGGGGGCUUUACAGAGGCGCCCUGAAGCUACUUAGAAGUGCUAUUGCUUGUGGCCCCCAGCCAGAUGUCAUCAGCUUCAAUGCAGCGAUCAGUGUGUUAAAGCAGGGCACACGGAGGCUCUGGAAGCCUGCUUUGGACAUCCUGGGGAGCAUGAUCGAGCUGAGUGUCCGGCCGACGAAAAUCACCCUCAACACAAUUAUGAGUAUCAGCCAUGGUAGAUGGCUUGUGACACUGCGCCUGCUCGAGGGCAUGGACCGCUUCCAGUUGGUUCCUGAUCUCAUUAGCUGGGGCUGUUGCAUGCAGGCCUGUGAGGCCAGCCAUUGCUGGCAGAUUGCCCUGCACCUCCUGACAGAACUGAGUGGGACCGAGCUGGUACCAAACACGCCCUGCUUGGGUAUUGGUGUCCACGCCUGUGAACUUGGCGGUCUUGGCCAUGCAAGCUUGAAGCUGCUGGCAGACAUAGAACAGAUGCAGCUGCUUCAGCUUCGCCAACCCCAGGCAUUCCUGGCAGCUGGAAAAUCUUCGCGCUAG
Messenger RNA from Symbiodinium natans, 1776 nucleotides. The record is from the annotation of a GenBank genome assembly. NCBI's taxonomy places the organism in Eukaryota, Dinophyceae, Suessiales, Symbiodiniaceae.